ACUGUAGAAGAUGCGGACCCGAACAAUCGGUCGGAACAAGGGCAAGACCCAAAUACGCGGCCGGCUGCAGAGAUCCUCGUCGCUACUCGACCUGCAACUAGUCCUGCAGGUGUUGGAGACCACGCUGAUUCACCGAGGCGAGGUGAGCAGGUGAACAAGACAAACAAAAACAUGUCUUCCACAACGCCGUCCUGGUUUUGCGGGGUGCUCCCGGAUCAACCACCCCUUCCCACGUCUGCCAUGAACUACAGCUCCGCCCGACCAGCGAAAGACAAAGAACCGGAACUACAACAUGAGCUGCACCGGCCGCAGAUAGCGACACUCGACAGCCGAGCGCGUUCUUGUUGGGGUGCUGCUAGCAAUUGUGCAGAACAAGAACCGAGAGCGCAGUCAUCACCUGUUACCGGACGCAGGGACCACAAGUCUUCCCACAAUAAACGGAGUCAAUCGCCGAACGAACUUGGUAAAAAUCGCCGUGACAUAGACUUCAACAAUGCUCUCACAAGCGAGCAGAAGCAGCACGCGGAAAGGAUCCGGGAAAAAAGAGAAAUCCAAGCCCGCCCCUCCACCAGUCCAACGAUCGCCCUG
This is a messenger RNA of Amoebophrya sp. A120, 588 nucleotides long. The record is from the annotation of a GenBank genome assembly. NCBI's taxonomy places the organism in Eukaryota, Dinophyceae, Syndiniales, Amoebophryaceae.